UCGGCGACAGCCCGCGGCCCCCCGCCGGGACACCGAUAACGGGGCCACUUUCCCCCGCUGGGACGCCCUGUCAGCCCGACCGUCCCCACCGCCCGAAGAGCUGGCGCCGUCAUGAGGCAGACACUUCGCGGAUCGACCCUUUUGGGCGCCCCUCAGUCCCCUACCCCCACCUCCGCCCAAGUUCUGACCCUGGGCAGACAGGUGGUGUUUGGACACUAGGCCAUGUGCCUCGGUGGAAGUCAGUCCUUUCUCCACUGCUCUGCACCCGCAGCAACACUCACCACACCCUUGUUUUGAGACUCUCGCUGAGUCAGUCCAGCAGCAGUCGGCGGACGGGCAUUUGGAAGCCACUGGACCUAAGAACUCCCGAGGCCCCCUCCAGCUCUGACAGCCUCCCUUGCCAGCGUCUCACCAUGGGGGACAUGAAAACUCCAGAUUUUGAUGACCUUCUGGCUGCCUUCGACAUCCCAGACCCCACCAGCCUCGAUGCCAAGGAGGCCAUCCAGACCCCCAGUGAGGAGAGUGAGAGUCCCCUCAAACCUCCUGGCAUGUGUAUGGAUGACAGUGUGCCCUUGUCUCACGCGGGGGCAGCUGCAGAUGUGCCGGCCGUGAGUGUCAUUGUCAAGAACACCAGCCGCCAGGAGUCGUUGGAGGCGGAGAAAGACCACAUCACUCCCAGCCUCCUCCACAAUGGCUUCCGGGGCUCGGACCUGCCUCCAGAUGCCCACAGCCUGGGCCACAACUGUGGGAAGUUUGAUUCCACUUUCAUGAACGGAGACAGUGCCAGGAGUUUCCCGGGCAAGCUGGAGCCUUCCAAGUCAGAGCCGCUUCCGACCUUUAACCAGUUCAGUCCGAUCUCCAGCCCGGAACCCGAGGAUGCCAUCAAAGAUAACGGGUGUGGGCUGAAGCCCAAGCACUCGGAGAGCUAUUUCCCACCCCCUCCGGGGUGUGGGCCUGUCGGGGGCCCAGUCCUGGAGGCUCUGACUAGGUUUCCAGUCCCAGAGCUGAAUAUGUUUGACCACUUCUGUAAGAACGAGCCCAAGCCGGAACCCCUGCCCCUGGGGAGUCAGCAGGAACAUGAGCGAGGGGGGCAGAAGGCGGUGGAUCCUCACAAAGAGCUGGACACCAGUCGCUUCUUUGGGGAAGCUUUGGAGUUCAACAGCCACCCUGGCAAGGGGCUCACAGCGGAGCUCGGUGCCUGCUCGUCUGUCCCCCCGAGGCAGCGUCUUAAGCCAGCUCAUUCCAAGCUGUCCUCUUGUGUUGCAGCCUUGGUGGCCCUACAGGCCAAAAGAGUCGCCAGUGUCACUAAGGAGGAUCAGCCUGGCCACACAAAGGACCCCUUGGGGUCCACUAAAGAGGGCUCCAAAGGCAGCCCCAAAAUGCCCAAGUCACCAAAGAGUCCCCGGAGCCCUCUGGAGGCCAGUAGAAAAAGUAGCAAGCCAUCGGACAGCCCUCGGAGCGUCUGCAGUGACAGCAGCAGCAAAGGCUCCCCUUCUGUGGCUGCCAGCUCCCCUCCAGCAAUUCCCAAAGUCAGAAUCAAAACCAUUAAGACAUCCUCGGGGGAAAUCAAACGGACUGUCACCAGGAUCCUGCCAGACCCGGAUGAUCCCAAUAAGUCCCCCGUUGGGUCACCUCUAGGGAGCGCCAUAGCCGAGGCGCCGAGCGAGGCGCCAGAGGAAGAGGUCACUGCCCUACCUGCAGUGGAGCACUUUCCCGAGGGGAGCACAAAUUCAGGGAGCCCCCAGGGUGACAGGAAAGGGGUGGAGAGCCUGACGAAGGCCAGUGAAUCUUCGUCUCCCAGCUGCAGCUCUGGGUCCCGGGUCCCCAAGGGGGCUGCCCCGGGGUCACAGGUGAGCAAGAAGCAACAGCAGAGCACCACCCUGCAGGCGGCCAGCCCGGCCCCUGCCAACCUCCUUCCCAAAGCCGUGCACCUGGCCAACCUGAACCUGGUGCCCCACAGCGUGGCGGCGUCUGUGACGGCCAAGUCCUCCGCGCAGAGGCGGAGCCAGCCACAGCUCACGCAGAUGUCGGUGCCGCUGGUUCACCAGGUGAAGAAGGCCCCGCCCCUGGUGGUGGAGGUCUUCAACAAGGUCCUCCACAGCUCCAACCCCGUGCCCCUGUACGCGCCAAACCUCAGCCCGCCUGCCGACAGCAGGAUCCACGUGCCGGCCAGUGGCUACUGCUGCCUGGAGUGCGGGGACGCGUUCGCCUUAGAGAAGAGCCUGAGCCAGCACUACGGCCGGCGCAGCGUCCACAUCGAGGUGCUGUGCACCCUCUGCGCACACACGCUGGUCUUCUUCAACAAGUGCAGCCUGCUGCGGCACGCGCGCGAGCACAAGAGCAAGGGGCUGGUCAUGCAGUGCUCGCAGCUGCUCGUCAAGCCCAUCUCCGCGGACCAGAUGUUCGCCCCCGCGGCCCCCGCGAACCCCGUCCCCCCCGCAGCGCCGGGCCCCCCUCCCUCUCCGAAGCACGGCCCCACCUCUGCCAGUGGCAGCUCCACCAUUCCCGCGUUGCCGCUCUACCCAGACCCGGUGAGGCUCAUCCGGCACGGAAUCAAGUGUCUGGAAUGUCAUAAGCAGAUACGUGACCACACUGUCAUGGCUGCACAUUUCCAGCGGACGUCGGAGGAAACCGAGGGGCUGACUUGCCCGGUGUGCCAGAUGCUGCUGCCCAACCAGUGCAGUUUCUGUGCCCACCAGCGGAUCCACACACACAAGUCCCCUUACUGCUGUCCAGAGUGUGGGGCCCUCUGUCGCUCUGCCUACUUCCAGACCCACGUAAAGGAGAACUGCCUGCACUAUGCCCGCAAGGUGGGCUACAGGUGCAUCCAUUGCGGGGUCGUCCACCUGACCUUGGCCUUGCUGAAAAGCCACAUCCAGGAGCGACACUGCCAGGUUUUCCACAAAUGUGCUUUCUGCCCCAUGGCCUUCAAGACUGCCAGCAGCACGGCGGACCACAGCGCCACCCAGCACCCCACGCAGCCGCAGAGACCCUCUCAGCUCAUGUAUAAGUGCUCCUGUGAGAUGGUCUUCAACAAGAAGAGGCACAUCCAGCAGCAUUUUUACCAGAAUGCCAGCACGGCGCAGGUGGGCGUCUUCAAGUGCCCUGAGUGCCCGCUCUUGUUCCUGCAGAAGCCGGAGCUGAUGCAGCACGUCAAGAGCACCCACGGUGUUCCCCGAAACGUAGACGAGCUGUCAAGCCUCCAGUCUUCAGUGGACACGUCCUCCAGCCGCCCUGGCUCUCGAGUUCCCGCUGAGCCCCCAGCCACUAGUGUGGCUGCUCGGGGCAGCUCCCUGCCCUCUGGCCGCUGGGGCAGGUCUGAGGCCCAUCGCAGGGCUGAGGCCAAGCCCCGACUGAGGAGCACUGGUUGGACCUGCCAGGAGUGCCAGGAGUGGGUUCCUGAUCGGGAGAGCUACGUGUCCCACAUGAAAAAGAGCCACGGUCGGACACUGAAGCGGUACCCGUGCCGGCAGUGUGACCAGUCCUUCCACACCCCCAGCAGCCUGCGCAAACACAUCCGCAACAACCACGACACUGUCAAGAAAGUCUACACCUGUGGGUAUUGCACAGAGGACAGUCCCAGCUUUCCUCGGCCUUCCCUCCUGGAGAGUCACAUCAGCCUUAUGCAUGGUAUCAGAAACCCUGAUUUGAGCCAGACAUCCAAAGUCAGACCUCCAGGUGGACAUUCCUCUCAGGUGAACCAUCUGAAGAGACGGGUCAGUGGGGCGGCGGAUGCUCCGGGCACCAGCAACAGUGCCACCGUGUCCGCCACCAAGAGGCACAAGUCCCUGUUCCAGUGUGCGAAGUGCAGCUUUGCCACAGACUCGGGGCUGGACUUCCAGAGGCACAUACCUCAGCACCAGGCGGACAGCUCCACAGCCCAGUGUCUGCUCUGCGGCCUGUGCUACACAUCUGCCAGCUCCCUCAGCCGCCACCUCUUCAUCGUCCACAAGGUGAGGGACCAGGACGAGGAGGAGCCCGCGGCGCCGGCGCCGGCGGAGGCCGCGGAGCCAGAGGAGGGCUCCGGGGAGGAGGUGCCCAUGGAGACCAGGGAGAACGGACUGGACGAGUGUGCCGGCGAGCCUUUGUCAGCUGACCCAGAGGCCAGGAGGUCACCGGGCCCGGCCCCUGAGGAGGACGGUGCCCAAGAGGCUCACAGUCAACCCCAGGCCUCUCAGGACCAGGACAGCUGCGCACUGUCCCCUCAGGUGUGACCACAGGCUGGGCCGUGUGUGCAGUCUGGUGGUGCCGUGGCGUCCUCCGCCUGCCACGUGGACACUGGGCAAUAAACAGCUCUGCCUGGUGUGUGUGGCAGGCUGUGCCCUGGAGCAGUGUCUGCCUGAGCUGCAGGUGCGGGGUGUGCCCCAGCCCCAGGAGAUGUGGGGUCGCCCAGGACCCUCACAGAUCUGAAUUCACUUCUGUUAUUUAUGGCUUUGUGCUGCUUCUCGGUACCCCAACUCUUGUCUGUGUCCUUCCCACCCCCGGCUGUUUCAGUGGCCCGACCCCAAUGCUGUCCACUCCGCUUGGAACCCCUCAGCGGCUGUGCUCUUCCGGGAGGCUGCCCACCUGCUGCCCUCAGCUGGGGAACUCCCCCCAGCUCCUGGGCCAGCGGAUGGCAGCUCUCUUCCCUGCCAUCAGAGCCUGAGGAGGGGACACGGGGGUGACACAGUCCCUCCUAGAGCGCUCUGCCCGGCCUGGCCUGGCAAGGGCCUUAGUCACCUCACCCUUCCUCCCUGUCUUCUCUGAGUCUUUCCCCCCAGAAUGUUCCUGGAGAAUUGAUUGUCACACUGGCUCCUCCUGUCUGUGUGGGGGAGAAACUCCUGCAGCACAGCUCUGUUUGGAAGCCGGGAGAGCAGGCAGGCAGGCAGGCGCCGAGAGGCAGACCCGCAGCAGUGUGUGUCCCUGUCUUGCGGCUGGCCUGCCUCCCUGAUAAGUGGGGUUUGGGGCACACAGACAUUGGGAUAUCUGUUUUCUUCCUCCUGUGCCAUUAGAGAGGCUGCUGCUCCAGACAGGCCAGCCCCUCCGCCUCUUGGCUACACUCGUGUUGCUCAGACUAUAUUUCAAAUAAAAAAUUCUUCUUACCAUGCA
This is a messenger RNA of Rhinolophus ferrumequinum (greater horseshoe bat), 5088 nucleotides long. It is a transcript of the gene ZNF592, whose product is annotated as zinc finger protein 592. The transcript is spliced from 11 exons. The record is from RefSeq and is a predicted model, not a curated record. Bases 414 to 4214 code for a protein of 1266 amino acids. Lineage: Eukaryota; Metazoa; Chordata; Mammalia; Chiroptera; Rhinolophidae.